AUAUAUAUAUAUAUAUAUAUAUAUGUUGGUGGGUUAAUUUUGCCCAGUUGGUGACUUAACAAUCGGCGAAUAAAUUGCAUAUAAACUAUUUAUAAUAAAUUUUAAAACAUUUACAAUAACAAAAUACACAAUGAGUGGCGGCAAGCAUUUAGCUAAAGGUUCACAAAAACCAGAAUUACCUGACGAUGGAGUUUUUCGCUUGUAUUCCAUGCGCUUUUGUCCAUAUGCUCAUCGUGCUCACUUAGUACUUGACGCCAAAAAUAUUCCACAUCACACUAUUUAUAUUAAUCUUACGGAAAAACCAGAAUGGCUUACCGAAGUCAGUCCACUGGGUAAAGUGCCGGCACUACAGCUACCCAAAGAGGAAGGAAAUCCAGCUUUAAUUGAGUCACUGAUCAUUGCUGAAUAUCUUGAUGAGAAGUAUCCCGAAGUACCACUUUUUCCCAAAGAUCCACUAAAGAAAGCACAAGAUAAGAUACUUAUCGAGAGAUUCAACUCGGUGAUUAGUGCCAUGUACAAAGUGUUUCUAGGUGGCAGUGACGCAGCACCCGGUGCGCUAACUGAGAUCUCUAAAGGUUUAGAUAUUUUCGAAAAGGAGUUGAGCUCACGUGGUACACCUUACUUUGGUGGCGAUAAACCCGGCAUGUUGGACUAUAUGAUUUGGCCAUGGUGCGAGCGUUCAGCCAUGUUGAAAUACUUGCUACCCGACAAAUAUGAAAUGGAUAAGGAACGUUUUGGCAAGCUGAUUGCAUGGCGUGAUUUGAUGAUCAAUGAUCCAGCCGUAAAGGGAUUCUAUUUGGAUGGUGAAACUCAUGCCAAAUUUAUGAAAGCGCGUCGUGAAAAUGUUCACAAUUAUGAUAUGCUCGUGAACGAUGCUAAACGGCAAAAAACUUGUUGAGGAUAAAAAUCGCAUUUUAAUUGUUUUUGGUAAUAUUCGAAAGAAAAACUUGUUUCGAUUUGAUUGUAUGCCGAUUAUCAAUUUAAAAGUAACAUCAAAUAUCACGCUACUUACAUAUCCGUGUAAAUUUCUUACAGUCAUUCUUAUACAUCGCAUAUAUUUUUGUACAUAUCAGCAUAUCCAUUUGAUGAAUUCAAAUACAGCGCAUUUGUUUUGUAAUAAAUUUUUACAUAUUUUUCUCAGUGAUAUCUGAAGUGGUUUGUUGUUGUCCUUCAUUUUCGUAAGUUCAUCAAAAAUAUGUUUGUCUACGUUCAAUUUGUUUAUCUGUUGCGUGUCUAAAAGCACCCUUCAUGACCAUAUCCAUAAUGAACAUCUAUAUAUGCAUCGUUGUUAGUGCUUGUAAUUCCCUUCACAGAUGCAUUUCUUAUAGCAAAAAAAAAAGUAUAAAAAAAUUUUAUUUUGAUUUUAUUCGUUGUGUUUGUAUGGCAGUUGAAUAAAUUGCUCGGAGAUUGCACUGUCGCCUUGGAUAAUAAUCUAUGGCAAAUUGUGUGACGAUAUCUCGUCUAAUAAAAAAGUUUUCAUACAAGGAUUGUAUUUUGUUCGAUCCGUUUGUAUGGUAGCUAUAUGCUAUAGUCGUCUGAUCUGAAGAAUUUCUUUUGAUAUUGUACCGUUGCCCUAGAUAUUAAUCCGUAGCAAAUUGCGCGAAAAUAUCUUGUCGAAUAAAAAAGUGUUCCAUACAAGAACAUGUAUUUCAGUGUUCAUUUUGUAUGGCAGCUAUAUGAUAUAGUGCUCCAAUAUCGGUGGUUCCAACAAAGGAGCAGCUUGUUAAAGAGAAGAGGGCGUAUGCAAAAGAUCAGAUCGAUAUCUCAAAAAUAUGAGGGAGUAGUUCACGUACAUACAGACAGACCGACGGAUAUGGCUAAAUCGGCUCAGCUGGUCACGCUGACCAUAUAUAUAUAUAUAUAUACAUUAUAGGUCCUGACGGUGCCUUCUGGGUGUUACAAACUUCGUUAAGUUUGCCAUAAUAUGUUAUACCCUAUUCAGCGUAUAAAACUAAAAUAAUUUUCGUGCUUUGUAAGCCAAAGAUUGGAUUUGACGUUAGAGAAAAAUACUUUAUUUAAAACUGCAUUGCUGCAUAAACUGCUUAAAUAGCUAAAUACAAUAUAAUAUAUAUAUUCACUUUUCCUUUUUUUAAUCGUUAAAUAUGUAAAAUCACGAUAAAUGUAAAUAUCUUUGUGGUUUUGGAAUGAGUUUUCAAUUACUUUUAUAAUUUUCUUCUUUUUUUUCAACUACACACAUAGAGAGCGAGAAAAUUGAAAAAACAUACAUUUUGCAGACAAGUUAAGUUGUUUGUACAACUGCACAUACUCGUUUGUAUGCUUGUACUUAUGUAAACAGUUAUGUAUGUGCAUGCUUGUGUUUUAAUAAGUAUAGAAUAAAUUUAAACAUCGAAUCAAUUUAUUAUUAUUUUUUUUUUUCAGUUUAUAUGUAACAAAUUGUUGCAUAGUCUCGAAUAAAAUAUUCAAUGGUGUUAAUCUUAUUUUAAAGUUUUUUUAAAACUUUUUCGUUUACAAUAUAUUAUAUCUGCAUGCAUGUGUAUACACUUAUGAGCCCUUUGUAAGUUGGUAUAAUUCACAAAAAAAUAUUUUUUUUCCAUAUUACAUUAUAAUGUUUGUUGUUGUUUCUUCGUAGUUCAUUUAUUACUGUUAUCUCAAAGUGGUUUCGUUCAUAAUUAUUUAAAAAUGUCUGUUUUUUUGUUUUUAUUUUUUCUUAAUUAUGCGUUUUCACAAUAUAUUCAACUUCGGAAGUCCUUAACUGUUAAUCUCGUAAUGCGUACAUACAUGAAUGUUGCUUCGUUGCUGCAAAGUGAUCCAAAAUAUGUGUGUGUGUACGUGGUUGUUUUUUUUUUUUAUUUAUAUAUUUUAAAACAUUUUAACUGUACUCCUGAUGCCAUUUAUAUUUUUGUAAAAAUUUUGAUUAAAAUAGUUUGGUUGGUAUGAUUUCA
Bactrocera oleae (olive fruit fly) is the source of this 2903-nucleotide messenger RNA. RefSeq names its product pyrimidodiazepine synthase. Gene Ontology annotation, molecular function: glutathione transferase activity; glutathione dehydrogenase (ascorbate) activity. NCBI's taxonomy places the organism in Eukaryota, Metazoa, Arthropoda, Insecta, Diptera, Tephritidae. Gene Ontology annotation, biological process: glutathione metabolic process. The record is from RefSeq and is a predicted model, not a curated record. Gene Ontology annotation, cellular component: cytoplasm.